CGCUUCCUUCUGGAGAUUGUCAACAAUGUACCAUUUAUAGUCACUAUAUUUUAUGCACCUUUACGGAAUGUAUUUAUACCAGUGUUUCUUAACUGUUGGCUUGCGAAGUUUGUACUGGAAAACAUGUUUAACGAUUUACAUCGAGCCCUUCAGAAGUCCCAGUCCGCACUCUCACAGCGGCUGCUCAUCCUCACCGCCACCUUACUCUGCCUCAUAUUCACUAGCGUGUGCGGGUUCCAGCACUUUCAGAGGGCCGGCGUGGAGCACGUGGACCUGUUUGAGAGCUUCUACUUCGUGGUGGUGACGCUGUCCACGGUGGGCUACGGCGACUUCAAGCCAGACGUUUGGCCGUCGCAGCUUUUCAUGGUGGCCAUGAUCUGCGCGGCGCUCAUAGUGCUGCCAACGCAGUUCGAGCAGCUCGCCUACACCUGGAUGGAGCGUCAGAAGCUGGGCGGCACUUACAGCAUGCAUCGAGCCCAGAGCGAGCGCCACGUCGUAGUCUGCUCCACCACGCUGCGCGCCGACACCGUCAUGGACUUCCUCAACGAGUUCUACGCGCACCCGCUCCUACAGGACUAUUACGUUGUACUUCUGUCGCCAUGCGAAGUGGACGCGACGAUGAAGAUGAUUCUUCAAAUACCGAUGUGGGCGCAGAGGGUCAUCUACAUUCAGGGCUCUGCGCUCAAGGACACCGACCUCACUAGGGCCAGAAUGAAUGCAGCCGAGGCGUGCUUCAUGCUGGCAGCCCGAAAUUACGCCGACCUCGCAGCCGCCGACCAGCACACCAUCUUGCGGUCGUGGGCAGUACGCGACUUCGCACCAACUGUUCCCCAGUACAUUCAAAUAUUCCGUCCAGAAAAUAAAGUGCACGUGGCCUUCGCGGAACAUGUGGUUUGCGAGGACGAGUUCAAGUACGCCCUGCUGGCCAACAACUGCCUCUGCCCCGGUGCCUCCACCCUAGUAACGCUCCUGCUGCACACGUCGCGCGGGCAGGAGGGCCAGACGUCGGCCGAAGAGUGGCACCGACUGUACGGCAAGUGCUCGGGCAACGAGAUCUACCACAUCCGGCUGGCCGACAGCCGCUUCUUUGGCGAAUACGAGGGAAAGAGCUUCACCUACGCAUCCUUCCAUUCGCACAGAAAGUACGGUGUGGCGCUGGUGGGCGUGCAGACAGACGUGCACGGCCAGUGGCCCGUGCUGCUGAACCCGGGACCGGCCUACAUCAUGAAAGGAUCGGACAUCUGCUUUUACAUGAACAUCACCAAGGAGGAGAACAGCGCCUUCCUGCCCGCCGCCGGCGACGACGCCAAGGCUCAGGACGCCGUUGACAAGGCCGCCGCCGAUGCCAAGGCCAGGACAGAAAGCGGCAAAUCGCGGUUCGACUUUCGGAGCCGUAAGCAGCACCUGGAGGUUCCGAAGCCCGAGGAGGCGCGCGGUCGGCGACCAAGCAUCGCGCCCGUGCCCGACCUAGGCCAGAGCGAGGAGGGCGCGCAGCUCGACAGCGAGGACGAUGCUCUGGGCAUCGAGGAAGAGAAGUACCUCGAGAACUCCUGGAACACGCCGGCCGAGGAGUCCGAGAUUGUAAAAGGCUUCCCUCCAGUGACUCCGUACAUCGGCGUCAGUCCCAAGCUUUGCUACUUACUUAGAGACAAAAAGCCUCUCUGCUGCAUGCAGCUCGCUCAGCAAUGCGACCACUGCGAGUUCCACAACGCGAAGCAGUACAACUGGCCCAACCGAUGCGUUAUCCUGGCGGCCGACUUCGCCAGCAAAGGCAUCUACAACUUUAUCGUGCCCCUUCGGGCACACUUCCACAGCCCCAACAGCCUCAGACCCAUCGUGCUACUCCUUGAGAAGAAACCUCACGCGGCGUUCCUAGAUGCGAUUUCAUGUUUCCCAUUGGUGUACUGGAUGCAGGGUUCUAUAGACGACCUGGACGACCUGCUUCGGGCAGGCAUCAACCUAGCUGACAGCGUGGUAGUAGUGAACAAGGAGUCGUCCAAUUCAGCUGAAGAAGACUACCUGGCUGACUGCAACACCAUCGUGGCAGUGCAAACGAUGUUCAAAUUCUUCCCGAGCGUGCGCAUCAUCACCGAGCUGAGUCAGAGCAGCAACAUGCGCUUCAUGCAGUUUCGGGCGUUCGACACGUACGCGCUUCACCUUUCCAAGAUGGAGAAGGUGAGCCUGCUCAACCAGCGAGAAAGGGACCGUGGCUCACACAUUUCUUACAUGUUUCGGCUUCCCUUUGCCGCCGGCAAUGUGUUCAGCGCGAGCAUGCUGGACACUCUCUUGUAUCAGGCCUUUGUCAAAGACUAUGUGAUAACAUUUGUGCGUUUGCUUCUGGGCGUUGACCAAGCACCGGGAUCAGGAUUUUUGUCUUCGAUGCGAAUUACUAAGGACGACUUGUGGAUCAGGACAUACGGACGUCUAUACCAAAAACUUUGCUCAACCACAUGUGAAAUUCCCAUCGGCAUCUACAGGACACAAAGCACAACAAACCCCGAAGGAUCCACCGUCUCUCUGGACCUCCUAGACGACAAGGCCACGUUCAACGAGAACAUCGAGCGCCAGGAGAUCAGCACUUUGGUGCGCACGCGUAUGCAGGAUCUGGGCCUGCCCGUUCAAGAUUACGAUGAGGUAUCGGACAAGCGGCACAGUUUGUCGUAUGUGAUAAUCAACCCAAACUGUGACCUACCGCUCGAAGAAGGUGACAUCAUCUUUCUCAUCCGCCCGAGCCCCAUCUCGGGCAAGCGCAUCUUCCUCAAGCACGGCUCAGUGCGCAUCAAGACGCCGAGGCCCAGCCGCCGGGAGAACCCGUCGACGCGCGGCCGCUCCAAGCCCUCAUUCCGGCUCAACUUCAGCGCGCACAAGUCGGACUCGCUGCCUGUCCAAGAGAACGGUGGCCUCAGCCCACCGAAGCCACCGCAGGAGACUGCAUUCGAGCAGUCGGAAUGCAGUGUCCACGUGACGGCCGCGACUCCUUCGUCGACGGGCCAAGGGACGAUCGUAUGACGCCAGCUGAGGUUCCCUCUGGCAUGGAGGGCACGCCAUAGGGUCAACUGAAGAGCUUCACCCCCUCGUCGCAGGAAGAAGACGCGCGUCCACCAGCCGUGCACGCCGCAGCUGAACUUCAAGCUGCAGGCGGGCUCGCAGAGCAACCGCGUCGCAUGUCGCAAGUUCGACGAACGCCGCCUUCGGCAGUGCGCGAGACGCCGCGCGCCUGCCACGGUCUAGCGCGCUUGAGUUGCGCUCUGCGCAUGGCCAUAACCAGUCGAGCGCAAACCCCUAAUUCCAGAAACACGCAUGCGAAAAUCAACGCAUGCGCCCCAAGGCGUCGAUGUUGUGGUUUUCAAAGAGCUUCUGGGCGUUUCCAAGCGCUCCGCAGGUCCUUUGCUUGCACUGUUCUUCCUGAGCCUGACGGCAGGGACAGUACCAGUGUGACACUGGAACCGCGCGUGCCAGCCGAACUCAAAAUCUCUUGUCGGGCACUUUUGUCUGGUACGCGUACGUUUUCAGCAGUCUUCACUUUGCUUUGCCGCCCGCGAGAGACGCGUUUGCUGAGGCACCGCGCGUGCUUGUUGACCAGAGUGCCAUAUCCUAGCGCCAGCAUUAUGGUGUGGCCUGCCGGCGCCGUUGUUUCAAGACGGGUGAGCUUCAGUGAGAACCUUUGCGAUGCCUUCUUGGCACCAUGGGAGGCAUAAAGCUCCCAUCCCACCACCCGACUCUACUGUGCUUCAGCGCUGCGUUGUCUAGGGUGAGCUCGCAGCUUCUCUGGCCACUAGCGAAAAAUUUGUGGCAUGGCAUCGAGUUCAAACAUCAGCCAUUUCUUGAGGCAAGGCGAGAUAAGCAAUCCCAUUAAAAUAAACGCACAUAAGACAACGCUGUAAGCAUGCACUUUGUGCACUUCCACCACCUGUGACGUUUUCAACUGUGAUUGGUCGCGACUUCAGCGAAUUUAAUUUGAAUGCUGUAUGGAAUACCUUAAUCAAAAAUGAACUACUUUCUUCAAAAGUACUUCGCUCUCAGCAGAGAAGUUGCGCGUUAUAUCUCUGCGCGACGUCAUAUCCAUGAGACUUCUAUUUAGCUAUUGUGUCAGCGUCAAGUCUUACGUGAAAUCUCGUGGCUUUGAUCGUAAUGAGCGUCGGACUGAAAAUACUCGUGAUUAACCUCAAAUUGCCGAGUGAAGAUUGUUUCAAGAUCUCCAGAAAUUGUUUCAGCAGACACUACAUUGUAUAGAACAAUAUACAUUGCUCUAGUGCUUUAUUUGAACACAUAUAUACAUUUAACAGGAAAGGGAAAGCUAGGAGGAGGCUGGCAACUGCCACCGGAAGGGGCACAACGCCUGCCUACCCUUCGGAAGGGAGGUGCUUUAUGGCCAUACCUGGCCUUUGCAACGUAAGGGUUCAUGCACCAUUAUCAUACACAUAUGCUUAAUGAAGCAGUGGAGCAAUGGAACAUUUUGUUUUAUUCUGUGUGCCUAUGUACAUGGCUUCUUUGAUUGUUUUAAGCUUGAACGGGAGUUGGGACAUUUUCUCUGGCCAUAACAAAACACUACAGUACUUUAUGCGUGAAAUGCCAGCUUUUGUGAUAAUUUGUGUUGGAAAAUACGAUAGCACGUCUUCUACUUUUUUGUGUGCCAUCUGUACUCAGUACUUCGAGCAGGCGCAGAGAUAUGGAGAAGAAAGCAGAGGGGAGAGGGGGAGGCAUGCGGAAGAAAGACGCUGCUUACACAUGAAAUAUGGCUGCAUUCGUACGGCUGCGUCAACCACCAUUCACGAUUUGCAAGAGAUUUCACAGUAGCGUUUACUUGUCAGUGGUGACGCUCGCAACAGAGUAAAACAUGGCUGCUUCACAAGCGUCAUCCGACAGAAAACGUCGCUCAUCACGGCAACCACGCUAAAUUCUGCUGCGAGUAUGCCUGCCCAACUGUGGUUAGACUAGCCACUUCAGAUUCUGACCACUUCAUCGUGUGCUUACUUGUGAUGCCGAGGUCUUGGCUUUGUUUUUAAGCCCUGUGCAUUGUCGCGUUCCUCUGGUAGAGAGCAGUUGUGAUCGAGACAUUACCUCUUUUGUGUCGCAUAUGAGAGCCCGCUUGUAUACUCACAGCCGUUUUGGGAGUUAAUGGGACGAGUAGGAUGGUUGUUGCUAAAUACACCAGCGAAUUAUGAUGCAGUGUCGUUGUCUAUACGCGACACAAACCACAUGUGUGAGCGCCUUUUCUUGCCGCCGCUAUUUAUGUUACGCAGUUAAAUGGCGCCUUUGUGAUAUGUGGCUUGUGAGGGUAAAAAUGCUAAAACAUGCUGAUGUGAUGAGUCCUUCUGUAAAUAUACGCGUUCUUCGAUACAAAGGUAGCUAGUGAAUGAAACGUUAUGUUACGCACAGCCUUUGCAUCUUUCGAUAGCGUCACUCAGCCUGCCUUGUGUAUAAGUGAUACAGUUACUCGGUGCUUGCUGGAGCGAAACGUGUAGUGACAAAUCCGUAUUUGUUGUUGCAUCUUGUGCUCGCGUUGUAUUUCAGCUCCUUGUUUACACUGUUCCUAAGAUGCCAUCUUAGCUGUAGUCAUGCUGUGAAAACAAAACCUGUUCGCCCGAACAUUCAUUUUUUCAUGAACAUUGCCAUCACGAAACGGCAGACGUUCAUCUUUCCUACGUACUGUAAUGCCGCCGCUUUUUGAUUGUAUGCGCUUUCCUCGACGUAAAUGAAGCAGUCGAGAAGCGAGGCACAAAGAAGUUUGCUGCAUCUUGUACUGAAAUUAAUUGGUUUCUUUAAGAAAAUGUUUUGUAACGGUUUGCUUAACUUCUUCGCGCCGAAGCAGGGAUGUACCUAUUUUAAAUUAAGAGGAGUGGAAGUGUUUUGCAGCGCCCGAAAGAACCUAUGAAUAUACUUUGACCAACAUUUUCUGAGAGCCCCAAAAUCUCACUAGUUCCCCUUGUUUAGCACCCACGGCUCGAGAAACAAUAUUUCCGAAUGAAGUAAUAUUCUUUUUCCGUCACGCUGAUCCCUGCCUGUGGGAUGUUGCUUUCGCCAUUUGGCUGGGCAGUGAAUGAUUGAAUCCCUUACUUUUAUGACGAGAGUGAAGCAACCUUCUGCGUCCAAGCAAAUGGGGUCUCGAUGAUCUUCCUGCAUUAGUCCUGCAUUAUUAUGCUUCGAAUUUAAAGUACAAUGAUUCACGACAUAAAAUUAUGUCCUGAGUGUUCAACACGCACAGUUGUAGACAUCGUGUGGAAGGUGGCGCCAAGUGACUUGCACCUGGUCCUGUAAAUGUUGUUUUACUUCACGCUCAUUCAGCUUGCCGAAAAAAAUUUUGAACUCAACAGACCCACCCUAACUCUUAUAGCAUACGAUAUCUUCCAUUCUCUUGGUAGCGUAAAACAGUUUUACAAAAUUUAACCUACGUCGAUUUUUUAGGCCCGAAGAGGCAACCUGUUCGAAUGACUAGUAUGUGACGGGAAGCUUUUCUUGUGUGAUUUUAUUACUCCUUUCUCGUCACCCAAAAACCCAAGUUUCAGACUUGCGGCGCAAACUGUUGUGCAAUGGUGUCGUGAAUUUCGGUACCCUGGAGAGGAAGUGGAGCAGUUCAGCCUCAGAAAAAAGCACCUAGUUGCGUGCGCCGCAUCACUUCUCACAAUCGUUCCAACUGCACACUCAUGACACUUACGAGGACACUUGUCAUCACUUCGAAACACGCUGACUGCCCAGCCUGCAGUUGACGCGUAUUUUCUAUCCCGCGUUUUCCUCGUUCGCAUUUCCUGGCGAUGCGAACCAACGUUGUCCUUUGCGCUUUUGCCGCUGCAGCGCCACACGAGUCUGCACGAAGCAGCAAUCUCCCUCGUGUUUUUUCAAACGUGCAUUCUAAGACGUUCUUCAAGACUACGGUACGCAUCUGUAGACGAUAGUCAAAAACUUAAAGUGUUUGUUUUCCCGCGUGUUCAUGCAUUCUUCUAGCCGCAGAAAGGCUUUAUUCUUUCUCUAAAAAUUAUCCGACACAUCGCGUUUUCGUACAGACAUCCUCCUAGUAUUUAAGCACACGUAGACGACGUGUAUGCUAUAGUGUAUAACAAAUCUCACGCAUCCACUUAUGGUCACACCCUUGUACCGGCACUACUUUUUAUUAACCUUCAUGAUCCUCAUACCCUUCUCUAUCAUGAUAGCCUUGUGGCACUGUGCGAAGCCAGGUAAUUAAUUCUUUGAGCGACGUCAAUAACCAUAUCGGGCAGAGGCGAUAAUCACGAGUCUAGAAAAGUGAACGCUUGUUAAAUAUCCGUUAGUCAAAGGGUCAGAGCUUAAGCUGUGGUCUGAAGGUAUACUUAAGGCAGGUGAAGUGAACAAUCAAGCAUUACGAAGUUUCUUUCUGCAAAAAAAAAACGACCACAUAUCUUUAGGAUGCGCGCACGCGCGUUUCCUUCAGUUAUCGGUGUCGCCGUUUUCGCGUUACUCGGAUGUGUUCUUUUACACAUAAAGUGUUCACAGAAAGUCAGCGCGUUAUUACGUUGACUUCUAGGUACUAGGUCGCAUGGCAUAAGUUAUUCUCUAUUUAAGUUAUCCGCGUUUUAGCUUACCGUGCGUAGUCAAAACACCCCACGCUCAUUUUUGAAAGCCGCGUUCGUAACACAUCCCCUUUUGUACUUUUUCGUGCCUAUUGUUUCUCAGGGCAAGGGAUAUUGUGAAAUACUCUUAAUGAAGCGCUUGUUAUUUACAUACUGAAUGAGAAAGGUGCAUAGGAAGGGCGAGAAGUUCUCUGUCACUUUCGUUGCUCCGACUGUUUGUGCACUGAGGUAAACAUAAACAGAAUGAACAACGUCGUAAUACGGCUGGAUAAGAUCAUGUGACGGGGAUCGAGUGUUUAGCGUGGCAAGCACUCUGGACAAAUAAGAUACGCGAAUGAGUAUGGUGCUCAUAUUGUCAGGAUUUAACUUUUUCGUCUUUGAUUUCUUUCUUCCUUUCUCCUUUCUCUUCUUUUUUUUGUUUAUUCUUUUAUCCGAGUCGAUAGUUGCUCACUUG
Molecule: messenger RNA, 7998 nt
Organism: Dermacentor albipictus
Lineage: Eukaryota; Metazoa; Arthropoda; Arachnida; Ixodida; Ixodidae
Source: RefSeq, a predicted model, not a curated record